GAUUUUGCCCAGAUCCAUGGUAAUUUAUCAGCAAUGUUUGAUCGUGCGAUGACAAUGAUGUUUGGCCUGGGCCUGUCCAUUACUGGGUCCCAUCACCUGUGUGGAGACUACCUGUUCAGUGGCCAUACAGUCAUCCUCACCAUCCUCUACCUCUUCAUCAGGGAGUAUUCCCCGCGUGGCUGGUUCAUUCUUCACUGGUGCACGUGGCUGGUCUCCUGUAUCGGCAUCUUCUGUAUCCUCCUGGCGCACGACCACUACACGAUAGACGUGGUCGUGGCCUACUACAUCACCACGCGGCUGUUCUGGAUCUACCACACGCUGGCCAACCACGAGGUGCUGAAGAAACCCAGCCCGGCGCACCUCCUGUCACGGACGUGGUGGUUCUCCAUGUUCAGGAUGGCGGAGGGGAACGUUGGGGGGUUGCCGCGGGAGUUUGCCUGGCCGCUCCCCUGGCCGAAACGUUUCCACGACACAAGGUUCCAUUACAUGGGGGUGUGCAAACAAGUGUGACGUGUGGUUAGACACAUCUGCACCUCAGCUCGAAAGCUCAUCUGUGUAGCUUUGAAACAAAUUUGAACUGUGAUAUCUAACACAAGAAAUUGGACAAAUUUUCGACUGUAUAACUCUAGUGUUCAUCAGGGCAUUGCAACCGUCCCUCAACAGAGACGGGGGGCGCCACAAACUUCUGCAACCUAUG
This is a messenger RNA of Branchiostoma belcheri (Belcher's lancelet), 697 nucleotides long. RefSeq names its product phosphatidylcholine:ceramide cholinephosphotransferase 1-like. Gene Ontology annotation, biological process: sphingomyelin biosynthetic process; ceramide biosynthetic process. NCBI's taxonomy places the organism in Eukaryota, Metazoa, Chordata, Leptocardii, Amphioxiformes, Branchiostomatidae. Gene Ontology annotation, cellular component: Golgi membrane; endoplasmic reticulum membrane. The record is from RefSeq and is a predicted model, not a curated record. Gene Ontology annotation, molecular function: ceramide cholinephosphotransferase activity; sphingomyelin synthase activity.